GAUGAAUGAAACAACCGUUGAUAUUUAACCUGUGGCACCUCAGCGUACCUGAUGUCCCACAUUUUCCAUAAAACGCGACGGUUUGGCGUCUACCUCCACCGCCGCGUCUCUUCCCUUCCCUCACUGGCUGUCCCCUCAGUCACCCGGACAUGCUGCCUCCACCAAGGGGUCCUCACAGGUUCCCACAACUGUCAGCACAGCACCAUCCCCGGUCACAGCUGCCAGCACGGGAGAGGUGUGAGCACAGCCCUCGGACAGCACAUACAGGACCUGAGUGGGCCAGAGGGGAGGCUGUUGGAUAAACUGUACGAAGGGCUGAUCGGAGGACAGCGGGCGUCUCUGGCUGAAUCCAUCACUUUGGUGGAGACCCAGCAUCCGAGAAAGAAAGAGCUGGCCCAGGUGCUGCUGCAGAGGGUGCUGGCCUACAGGAGGGAGCAGGAGAGUCAGAAUGGAGGGAAGCCGGUGGCCUUCAGAGUAGGUCUGUCAGGUCCUCCGGGAGCAGGGAAGUCGUCCUUCAUCGAGGUGGUGGGGAAGAUGUUGACAGCACGUGGACAUAAAGUUUCAGUGCUGGCUGUUGAUCCGUCCUCCUGCACUACAGGAGGGUCUCUGUUGGGCGAUAAGACUCGUAUGACUGAACUCUCCAGGGACAUGAAUGCUUUUAUCAGGCCAUCUCCGGCUUCAGGAACACUCGGUGGAGUCACCAGAACAACCAAUGAGGCCAUUGUUCUCUGCGAGGGUGCGGGAUAUGAUAUUGUCCUUGUGGAGACCGUAGGUGUGGGCCAGUCAGAGUUUGCAGUGGCCGACAUGGUUGACAUGUUUGUGCUGCUGAUUCCACCAGCAGGGGGCGAUGAACUGCAGGGUAUCAAGAGGGGCAUCAUCGAGAGGGCCGACUUGGUGGUGGUGACGAAGUCGGAUGGAGAUCUAGUGGUGCCAGCCAGGAGGAUCCAGGCUGAAUACACCAGCGCACUCAAGCUGCUCAGGAGACAGUCCAAGUCCUGGAACCCUAAGGUGGUGCGUGCCUCCUCGCACACCAGUGAGGGCAUCCCAGAGGUCUGGGCCAAGAUGGAGUCGUACCGGGACGCCAUGCUGGCCAGCGGCGAAUUGCAGGGCCGGCGGAGGGCCCAGCAGAAGGUUUGGAUGUGGAGUUUGAUCCAGGAGAACGUCCUCCGCCAUUUCCAGAGUCACCCCAGUGUCAGAGACGCUCUACCCCACCUCGAGGAGAGGGUCACCAAAGGCGCCAUCUCCCCAGGCCUGGCUGCGGACCUGCUUCUCAAAGCCUUCUCGUCAUCAUCGUAAUCAGUGGGACUGCAAUUUUGGAGAAGGAUGGACGACUCGUGGCUGAUGAGGGCCACUCAGUGCCAACGAAAGCCAGGACGGAGUCACAGUACGUGACCUUGACUCUGUGGUUUGCACAAAAAGAAGCAGUCUUGCUCUUUUUACACUCGAUUUGAAAUUUAAAACACCUGAGAUGGAAGUCAGCCCUCCACACAAACGUUCAGUGUCUGCACGCUUUAAUCCAAAUCAGGAGAGAGAUGAGAGUGCUGACAGUUGACUCUUCUGGACUUCAGCUUCAGGACACAUUCGGAUUUGGGACAAAGGACGGCAAAUGAAACACUUCAGUUGUGUUUAACAGUGCUGUGAGAUGAAAUGCACGUAGCCUUCUUGAACAACAACACUACAAACCCUCGUGAACGGUCUAAAUGAAAUACAUUUGAGAGUAGUUUGCACAAUACUCAUCACGUUUAUGAGCAGGCUCAUUAAAUGGUGAAACUCUGUUCACUCCAUAAUCACUGAAAUGGCAAAGUGUGAUGUAUUAUGAGCUGUUUUAACUGACUUUCUUGCCCACCCUUCUCAUACAGGGAUCAAUAAUACAGACUAUCUGUAACCCCGAAAAGAGAAGCGUUAAUGAAAGGAUCAGGCUGAGAUUUCUUAUGAUCAUGUGUUUCUCUUGUUGAGCUGCCAUGAACAUUAUUCUAAUAACAAAAUGUUCUCUGGAAAAGCAACUGAAUAUUAUUAUUAUUAUUAUUACUGUUGUUCUUUCUGAGCUGAAUAUUAAAAGAAUGAUGUGAAUCUUAAAUGGAUAAGUGAAUAACAUUAAAUCUGUCAGCACAGCUGGA
This is a messenger RNA of Chelmon rostratus (copperband butterflyfish), 2117 nucleotides long. It is a transcript of the gene mmaa, whose product is annotated as metabolism of cobalamin associated A. Gene Ontology annotation, cellular component: cytoplasm. Lineage: Eukaryota; Metazoa; Chordata; Actinopteri; Chaetodontiformes; Chaetodontidae. Bases 52 to 1296 code for a protein of 414 amino acids. The record is from RefSeq and is a predicted model, not a curated record. The transcript has 7 exons. Gene Ontology annotation, molecular function: GTP binding; GTPase activity.